Tupaia belangeri chinensis (Chinese tree shrew) is the source of this 1355-nucleotide messenger RNA. It is a transcript of the gene NXT1, whose product is annotated as nuclear transport factor 2 like export factor 1. The coding region runs from base 666 to 1088 and encodes 140 amino acids. Gene Ontology annotation, biological process: nucleocytoplasmic transport. The record is from RefSeq and is a predicted model, not a curated record. NCBI's taxonomy places the organism in Eukaryota, Metazoa, Chordata, Mammalia, Scandentia, Tupaiidae. The transcript has 2 exons.
CGUCGUCCGGGGCUCAGGGGCCCGCACGGAGGGCCCCGCCCAGGCUCCGCCCACGUGCGUCCCGGCGCCCUCGUCCCUGCCGGGGAUCCCACGCGCGUUUGUCCUCUGUCCUCUGUCCACGUGUACGGCUGCAGCCCGGCUCUGGGCUGUGGUUGUGCGAGGCUCGCGGCAGAGCUCUGCCCUGCAGCGGGAGGCCGUGCCCGGGCCCCGCCCCCGCCUUACCUGCGCGCCUGUGGCAGCGGCUCCGCAGCCUGUUAGGCCAUUUCCGCCCUCAGUCUUCCCCACUUCCCUUCCCGAUUUGACAGAUGGGAAGGCUGCUAGGGAAGCGGGAUCCCGAGUAGAGGCGGGUAGGGGUGCCCUUUGGGCGCUGGGGCGUGGCGGCUUGUUAGAGCGUGUUUGGAAAAUGGGAGCCAGGAACAGGGCGGAGAAGAGGGGCGUCCCAGGCGGACCGAGGCGGUGGAGGGCCGGGACUGUGUAGGGAGCAGGACUGAGAGGAGCUAGGCUGGUUGGUUCCGGGAGGGAGACAGAUGGCCCCGCCGGGAAUUUGCAGCACCUGGAGUUGUCGAUCUACUUGGACUUGAUUUCUGAAGUGCAGGAGCUUACACGUCUCUGGCUCCCCACGUGGAAGGAAACACCCUGGCAGAGCCCUUGGUCCACACCCAGAGAUGGCAUCUGUGGAUUUCAAGACCUACGUGGAUCAGGCCUGCAGAGCUGCCGAGGAGUUUGUCAACGUCUACUACACCACCAUGGAUAAGCGCCGGCGUCUGCUGUCCCGCCUCUAUAUGGGCACAGCCACCCUAGUGUGGAAUGGAAAUGCCGUUUCAGGACAGGAAUCCUUGAGUGAGUUUUUCGAGAUGUUGCCUUCCAGUGAGUUCCAGAUCAGUGUAGUAGACUGCCAGCCUGUUCAUGAUGAGGCCACACCGAGCCAGACCACAGUCCUCGUUGUGAUCUGUGGAACAGUGAAGUUCGAGGGCAACAAGCAACGGGACUUCAACCAGAACUUCAUCCUGACUGCCCAGGCUUCACCCAGCAACACCGUGUGGAAGAUAGCGAGUGACUGCUUCCGCUUCCAGGACUGGGCCAGCUAGUGGGCCAGAAAGGACUCUUUGCUGUGGCUCAACUCUGUAGAGAAACACAAAUCUCAAAUCUCAGGAUGUGGAGGACACGAGUUCAUUUCUGUUGCAGAGACACUGCAGACUGGACUGUGCCGAGGCUGACUUUUGCGUUUGUUUUGGGUCCUAGGGGUGUAUACUUGUUUGUCAUAGUUGCCUUUUAAAAGUAGUAAACUUUUCUAUUUUUCCACUUGUCUGGUAGAGACCCUGAUUCUAACAAGUAAAAUAGUCAUACUAAUGUGA